AUGCCCCUCGAAGUUCAAAAGAUGGGGCCACGCAUCAUCCUGGCCACCAAGGUGCACUACCCAGUAUCACAAGGGGAUAACACGGCUGAGAAAGUGAUUGCUUCGGUGGAGACCAGUCUCAAGGAGCUGGGUACGGAUUGCGUAGAUAUCCUCUACCUGCACAAACCAGACCGUACUACGCCGUUCCAAGAGACACUUGGAGCCAUGGACAAGCUUCACAAGGCCGGCAAGUUCGUUCGUUUCGGUAUUAGCAAUUUCACCGCGUACGAGAUGGCCGAGGUCAUGAUGAUUUGCAAAUAUAACAACUGGGUGCGCCCCAGUAUUUUCCAGGGUAUGUACAACUGCAUCACGCGCAAUAUUGAGACCGAGCUUUUUACUGCCUGUCGCCGCUAUGGUCUGGACAUCGUAGCAUACAACCCUCUCGCUGGCGGUCUAUUCUCUGGCAAGAUCAAGUCGCAUGACAUGGUACCCGAGAGCGGUCGGUUCUCGGAUACCAGCUCAGGUCAGGGUGGAAUGUAUCGAAAGCGCUACUUUCGCGAGAGCACAUUCAAGGCUAUUCAGUUGGCUGAAGGGGCUGUCGAGAAGCACAGCUUGACCAUGAUCGAGGCAGCGCUGCGCUGGGUAGUGCAUCACUCCGAGCUCAAGAUCAAUGACGGUAACGAUGGUAUUCUCAUUGGUGUAUCAAGUGUCGCACAGUUGGACGAUAACUUGACCUACCUGGAGAAGGGACCCCUGCCGGAAGAAGUCGUCAAAGCUCUCGACGAGGCCUGGCAAAUCUCCAGGGCUGAUUCACCAAAUUACUGGCACGGUGACUUGGACUAUGGUUAUGACACGAUACAGGCUCUGUUUGGGCCUGGCGCGCAGUAG
Molecule: messenger RNA, 867 nt
Organism: Hirsutella rhossiliensis
Lineage: Eukaryota; Fungi; Ascomycota; Sordariomycetes; Hypocreales; Ophiocordycipitaceae
Product: aldo/keto reductase family domain-containing protein
Exons: 3
Coding region: 1-867 (288 amino acids)
Source: RefSeq, a predicted model, not a curated record